Gaeumannomyces tritici R3-111a-1 is the source of this 1875-nucleotide messenger RNA. RefSeq lists its product as hypothetical. The transcript has a single exon. Lineage: Eukaryota; Fungi; Ascomycota; Sordariomycetes; Magnaporthales; Magnaporthaceae. Bases 267 to 1610 code for a protein of 447 amino acids. Gene Ontology annotation, biological process: RNA catabolic process; ribonucleotide metabolic process. The record is from RefSeq and is a predicted model, not a curated record. Gene Ontology annotation, cellular component: ribonuclease H2 complex; nucleoplasm.
CUUGGACAAGCAUCAGGGGUCAUCGCAAGAGGCGUGCAACCCUGGCAAGCCCAGGCCCUGGAUGCAUCCGAUUGUUGACGAUGGAAUUUGGAACAUUGGCUUUGAUGGCUCGGUCCUCAUUCACAUCCUCGCUUCUGUAUUUUGGAUACAGCACACCAUAUUGAUCAUCCAACAGCCGGCAUCAUCCAAUAACACCACAGCCGUGUCGAUCCAUUUUUGGAUAUUUUCAGACUUUAUAUUGCCCAAUAUCAGCACCCCGCGCGCAGAUGGCCAGGACACGGUCCACCAAAGCCGCGACGGCGACGGCCAAGUCAAAGGCCAAGCCCUCCGAAUCCGUGACGGCCUCGAGGCACAUUCUAUCCUCCGAGUUCGAGAACCCGUCUAGGCUGCUCAUCCUCCCCAAAGAUGCAACGCCCGACGCCCGCAUCGUCUCGCUCCCGAACCCGCGCUACCCCAAGCCGACCCGGUACCUGGUAUGCCCCAGCACGGGCAUCUACGAGUUCACAAAGAUCGCCGCGCCAAAAGCGACGCCGCGCAGCUGGCUGGUGGCCCAAUACGGCGAUGGCGGCAGUCCGGCCGCGCGCCAUGUCGGCGACGACGACGACACCAAACAGUCCGAGCGGCGCUUCCGGGCCGAGCUCGUCAAGAGCCCCGAGCUCUUCAUCGCGUCCAAGAUCGACCCCGUCUUCCUCCUGCUCCCCGCGCUGGCCGCCCAGCCGGCGGGCGGCAACAAGUCGUCCGGGGGGUCCGGCAAGCGCAUGUUCCUCUCGAGCGACUCGCACCUCGACCGUCUCGUCGAGGGCGACUCGCACCUCGGCGAGGUCCUGCGCUGGGAGGGCACGCGCGAGCUGCUCGAGGGCCGGAUGGCCUGCGUCUGCGACACGGUCGACGCCGGCGACGAGUCCAUGUUCCGCCUCAGCGAGGAUAAGCUGCUCGAGGUCCUGCUGUCCAAGGCGAGGCGCGUCUCGCUGCCCAAGAGCAUGCACGAGAAGUUCGUUACCAAGGCUCUCGAGGCCCCCGUGCUGGGGCAAAGGAGUGCGGCUGCCCCCAAGCCGGCGCCGCAGUCCACAGACCAGACGGACGCGGAAGGUGACUCGGCAGACUCUCAGUCUUCGGCCGCGACGGCCGGCUCGUCAACAACCGCCGCGUCAGACGCAUCAACCGCUGCUACCUCGGUGGGAGGAGACGCUGCCGAAACCGCCGACGAGGUGACGGCCGCCAUCACCGCAUCGAAAGAGGUUAUCCAGCUGCAGCAGCUGCGCGUUGCGUUCAACUUCAUUUGCUCCAGCUACGUCCCGCCCGCAUUGGUGGUUGUCCUAAGGGAGCUCCUUGCUGCCAAGGGGCAAGGGACGGUCGACUUUGCGCCGCUGGACGAGUACCUGGCACACCUAGCGAAACUGCGCCAAGAGGCGACGCUGGCUAGGUCGGCUUCGGACUUUUCGCGUAAGAGGGGCCAUGACGAGGAACAGGAGGAGCGCGCUGAAAAGAAGAGGAAGAAGGACGAGGAGGAAAAGCGCAAGAAGGCGAACGAGAGCAGGGGCGUAAGAGAUCUGAAGAAGGUCAACGUCAGUGGCAUGAAGAAAAUGAGUGAUUUCUUCAAAAAGAAGUGACGGAAGUUCUUUUUGCAUCUAAAACCUUGCGUUGUAUGAUAAGACAUGGGUUGGACUUCGUGCCGAUACAGGGCCGUGUUUCCAGGAUAAGGGGUUGGAGUUUGGGUUCAGGUUUGUACAAUGGUAUCUGCUGAUUCUAGAGGAAUUCGUACAUGUAAGAGGAGAUCAUCCUCGGCUCGAGACGGGUAUAUGCCGUGGUUGGUUACCUUCCCAAAUUGAGCUCAGACGAGCCCAGGGCAAUACACAGACGGUUGACACUGGCUCA